Helianthus annuus (common sunflower) is the source of this 900-nucleotide messenger RNA. RefSeq lists its product as uncharacterized. Lineage: Eukaryota; Viridiplantae; Streptophyta; Magnoliopsida; Asterales; Asteraceae. The transcript has a single exon. The coding region runs from base 1 to 900 and encodes 299 amino acids. The record is from RefSeq and is a predicted model, not a curated record. Gene Ontology annotation, biological process: shoot system development; root development.
AUGGUAGCCCAUUUCAGGCGAUCCGUCUCUUUCUCCAACACCGCAUCGCCGCCGCCGCCACCUUCAUUUUCCACCACUAAAAUACCCGGAAAAAGGAUCCAUUUUAGAUCCACUAGUCUCCCAACAAGGUCCCACCCUAUACUAUUUCAACUUAAAUACCACCUCAACCAACUCAAAUCCCAAUGGGCAUCCCACACGAUACCCGAUCAAUCAAUUCAGGUUGAUCGUGUAUCAGAUGCCCUGAUCCGUUUACGGGUAAUUCUAGAGUCUCUUGAUGACCUACUUGACCUAGCGCCAUCAAGAGACUCCCUGCGUCGCCACCCUGAUUGGGUGGAGAAGGUUCUAGAAGACUUCCUCGUGAUGGUGGAUGUCUAUGGAACCUUCCAGAUGCAAAUCUCGACGUUGAAACAAUGCAUCAUCACAGCGCAACUCGCAACAAAGAGAAAAGACGCGUUGAAAAAGGUUGUGUGCUUAAAGGGCUUAAAAAAAUCGGGUGGAGAAAUAUCUAAGCUCAUGCCAUUUCUCCAGACGAUCCGGUUGCAUCCAAAUGAUGUAACCGGAUCGGAUCAGAAUGUUGAUCUCGAACUUGUUGGAGUGAUAAAAGAAGUAAUUGAAAUGAUUAUCAUUAUAUCAGAAGCGGUUUUUAGUGGGAUUUACGAGUCGUUUGAGACCCGAAAAACAUCAUGGAUGAUGGGAUUGAAAAAAGCAAAGAGGGAAAAAGGGAUAAAAGAACUAGAGAAUGGUAUUUGGAGCUUGAGAAAUUAUGGAGAUGAAGAUUUGAACAAGAAAAUGAUGCAAAGUAUGGAGGAAUGUAUUGAUGGAAUUGAGAGUGGAAGUGAAAAGGUGUUUAGGAGUUUGAUAAACACUAGGGUUUCACUACUUAAUGUACUUACACAAUAA